GGGCGGGGAGGCCAUGGCGGCCGAGGCGGCGGAGCGGCACCUGGGGCUGCUGCGGGACGAGCGGGAGGCCGAGCUGGCGCAGAGCAGGGCAUGGCAGGAGAGUGUCUCCCUGAAGGAAUUGCAGCGGAGAGGGGUCUGCUUGCUCAAGCUCCAGGUCACCAGCCAGAGAACCGGCCUCUAUGGACGUCUCCUCGUGACAUUGCAGCCCAGGAAUCGGGAUUCGGACACCGAGCUGCCCUCCAACAGCUUUGGGCCUGGGGACAUCGUGGGGCUGUACGAGUCAGCCGGGCAGGGGGAGCCGCUGUGCACGGGCGUGGUGACACGUGUCACCCCCAAGGCAGUGACGGUGGCCCUGGAGGAGCCCCGGGAUGGGGAGCUGGCCGUGGACCACGAGCACUCCUUCCGCCUGCUCAAGCUGGCCAACGAUGUCACCUACAACAGGCUCAAAAGAGCCUUGACUGCACUCAAGCAGUACCGUGGUGGCCCAGCCUCCGACCUGAUUGACGUCCUCUUCUUUGCCUCUGCUCCCAGGGCGUUCCCUGAAACAAAGCCUCUGGAGUUCUUCAAUGCCUCCCUGGAUGAGUCUCAGAGGGAAGCUGUGUCCUUCUCCCUGGCUCAGAGGGAGCUCGCCAUCAUCCACGGGCCUCCCGGCACAGGGAAAACCACGACGCUGGUGGAGGUCAUCCUGCAGGCUGUGCAGCAGGGCCUGAAGGUGCUGUGCUGUGCCCCCUCCAACGUGGCCGUGGAUAACCUGGUGGAGCGGCUGGCCGGCGGCAGGGCGCGGCUGCUGCGGCUGGGCCACCCCGCCCGCCUGCUCCAGCCCAUCCAGCAGCACUCCCUGGAUGCCGUCCUGGCCCGCGGGGACAACGCCCAGAUCGUGGCCGACAUCAGGAGAGACAUCGACCAGGCCUGGGCAAAAACCAAAAAGGCCCAAGACAAGGGAGAGCGAAGCCAUUUCCUGGGUGAGAUUAAGACCCUGAAGAAGGAGCUGAAGGAGCGAGAAGAGGCUGCCAUGGCUGCGGCCCUCAGCCAGGCCGGCAUUGUCCUUGCCACCAACACAGGUGCUUCCUCAGAUGGCCCCCUGAAGCUGCUGCCUGAAACCCACUUUGACCUGGUGGUGAUUGAUGAGUGUGCCCAGGCUCUGGAAGCCAGCUGCUGGAUCCCUCUGCUGAAGGCUCCCAAGUGCAUCCUGGCUGGGGAUCACAAGCAGCUGCCCCCCACCAUCAUCUCCCACAGGGCCGCGGCCGAGGGGCUGUCCCUGAGCCUGAUGGAGCGGCUGGCGGGGCACUACGGGGAGCGGGCGGUGCGGAUGCUGACGGUGCAGUACCGCAUGCACCGGGACAUCAUGGAAUGGGCGUCCUCGGAGCUCUACGGCGGCCGGCUCAGCGCACACCCCUCCGUGGCACAGCACCUGCUCAGGGACCUGCCGGGAGUGUCCUCCACGGAAGAGACCAGCAUUCCCUUGCUGCUCAUAGACACCGCUGGCUGUGGCCUGUUCGAGCUGGAAGUGGAGGAUGAACAGUCCAAGGGCAAUCCAGGGGAGGUCCAGCUGGUGGGGAUGCACGUCCAGGCCUUGGUGGACGCCGGUGUGAAGGCCAAGGACAUCGCUGUGGUGGCUCCCUACAACCUCCAGGUGGACAUGCUCCGACAGCACCUUGGCCACAGCCACCCCGAGCUAGAAAUUAAAUCAGUGGAUGGUUUCCAGGGAAGGGAGAAGGAGGCAGUGAUCCUGUCCUUUGUCAGAUCCAACAGGAAAGGUGAGGUGGGCUUCCUGGCCGAGGAGCGGCGCAUCAACGUGGCGGUGACGCGGGCGCGGCGCCAGGUGGCCGUGGUGUGUGACAGCCACACCGUGGGCAGCCGCCCCUUCCUGCGGCGCCUCCUGGACCACCUGGCCCAGCACGGCCUCGUGCGCUCCGCCUUCGAGUACCUGGAUGACCUCGUGCCCCAAAAUUACCCCGAGGAGGGCCGGGCCCAGCGCCAGCAGGGCCCCAAACCGCCGGGCCCCAAAGCGCGGCCGGCUCCGGCCGGGAAGCUCAAGGCGGCGGCGGCCGGAGCAGGGAGCCAGAAACCAGAAGCACGGAGCUCGCCAAGCACCUCUGGGCCUGGGAGAGAGGGCUCAGGGACCAAGGAGGGUGGGGACAGGUUCAGGGCCAUGCUGGUGGCCUUCCUGGCGAGCAGCGAGGCGCAGCUGGAUUUCCCAGCGUCCCUGAACUCCCACGAGCGGAUGCUGGUUCACGUGCUGGCGGAGGAGUACGGGCUGCAGCACCUGAGCUCCGGGGAGGGCCGGGACAGGUACAUCAGUGUCCGCAAGAGACUCCCCGAGCAGUCCCCGCUGCCCUCCGAGCCCCCGCUGCCCUCUGAGCCGCUUCCUGAGCCCCAGCAUCCCGGCGGGAACACCCCUGACCCCGCGGAGCCGGGGAAAAGCAGCGAGGGCUCAGGGAAAGUGGACCUGAAAUCCCUGCACCUGGAGAGAGUCCAGAGGGAGAAAGCCAGGCGGGAGGAGGCGGCGAGGAAGGUGCAGGAGCCCGGCCGUGGCAGCAGGAAAAAGGACAAGAGCGAAGCCAAAGGAAAGCCGGUGAUCGGGAGCGCGGCCGGGGACGAUUUCGACGCUCUGAUCUCGGCUGCCAUCGAAGCUGACAGGACCUGCGGCUUCCCCCGCUGCAAGGCUUCUGUCACCACCCUGGGCCAGCUCUGCCACCACUGCCAGCGGCUCUUCUGCCUCAGCCACCACGUCCCCGAGGUAAGGAGGGGCAGGAGGAGCUUAGCCUGGCAAUUCUCCCUGUGGAGCUCCCCGGGCAGGGUUUCCUUGCAGGGAGUUUGGACAGAGCCCCCCUCCCUGUCAGAGCCUGCGCCGACCUCAGGUACACAGGGCUGGCAGGUGCUGACACCUGGGCUCUGCUCACCUCCUCCUGAGGGCUUUUCUGUUUUCCUCUCAUUUUGUGCCCUUCUUUACCACUUUCUGGCACUUGUCCUCUGAGGCCGUGUGGAUAAAGUGAGGCAGGGAGCAGAAAUGGAGAAGCACAAGUUUCAGGCUCGAGCGAGCCUGGACUCAAUUCCCAGCUCUUUGCACAUUCCCUCUGCAUUCUGAGGAUGAUUCCCAGCCCUCUGCAGAUCCUCUCUGCAUCCUGGGGACAGGCCAGGCAUGGAGCAGUGCUGCCUGGCCAGCAAUUCAGAAUUGCCUGUGUCCCUGUUGCUCAUCCUGCAGCUUCCAUGCCCUGUGGAGCCUCCUGGAGCUCAGCAGCCCUAUAAAUCCUUGGCACAGCUUUUCCCCCUGUCAAGAGCUAUCUGUUUCCAUGGCAAGGAUUAGUUGUAUUUAUGGUCACUCACCAUCCAGGAGGAUGUGGAUUUAUUCCCUGCAGAAUGGCCUCUCCCUGCUGAAUUGUAACGAGGCUCCAACAGCUGUAGGGAUUCAAAUCCAUGUCAGCCCCAGGAAGGGCUGUCACGGCUCUGAGGGAACAGGCUGGGACCCCCCUCCAGGGAAACAUAAAUGACUCUGGGAUGGGCCAGGAAAAGGGGUCAGAUUUUAGGAUCUCAGCUGUGGGAGAUAAUUCCAGUGUUGGAGUUGGCUCAUUAAAGCAGAUCCAUGGCUAAAAAAGGUCUCCCAUUCCCCAAAUGACCUUUCCCAGUUCACUGGAAAGGGGGUGGAAGGAGCCACUUGAAGCAUCCCAAAAGAUGAUUUACCUGCUGUGCAGAGCCCAGGACCUGGAUCUUUGUAUUUCAUUCUCUGCAAGAGGAGCUAUAAAUGAUGGCUUAAUAAAAGAUAGAAUCAUAAAUAUUAAUUAUUAAUUUUAAACAGUAAGUAUAUGAAUAAACAUAUAAAAAUAUAGAAUCUAAAUAUAAAAUGAAACUUAUAGAACCUAAAUAUAAAAUGAAACUAAGUGCAAGUAAAAUUAAAUAGUUAACAACGAUAAAUAAAAAUAAAUCGUCAUAAACCAAUAAAUUUAAAUUAUAAAAAUAAGCAAGUGUAUAAAGCAAUAUAGCAACACAGUAAUAUAAUAAUAGAUAAUGAUGAUGGUGAUGAUAAUGAUAAUAAUAAUAAUAAUAAUGAUGGUUGUAAGUGAUGGGAGCUGAUUUCAGGGGGAUGCAAAGCAGGUAGAAAGGGGGUUGCAGGCUCAGGGAGUGCCAGCCCCUGGUUGCCCCACGGGCGGUCCCUGGCCCGCUGUCCGUUCUCUCCCGCCAGGCCCACGGCUGUGGGGAGAAGGCCAAGGCCCACGCGCGGCAGCGCAUCAGCCGGGAAGGGGUCCUGUAUCCCGGCAGCGGCUCCAAGGACAAAUCCCUGGAUCCCGCCAAGCGAGCCCAGCUCCAGCGGCGCCUGGACAAGAAGCUCAGCGAGCUGACGAGCCAGAGGAAGGGCAAG
This is a messenger RNA of Corvus hawaiiensis (hawaiian crow), 4357 nucleotides long. RefSeq names its product immunoglobulin mu DNA binding protein 2 (gene IGHMBP2). Gene Ontology annotation, molecular function: RNA binding; 5'-3' DNA helicase activity; DNA binding. The coding region runs from base 14 to 2977 and encodes 987 amino acids. The record is from RefSeq and is a predicted model, not a curated record. The transcript has 14 exons. Lineage: Eukaryota; Metazoa; Chordata; Aves; Passeriformes; Corvidae.